Messenger RNA from Thermochaetoides thermophila DSM 1495, 1230 nucleotides. RefSeq lists its product as uncharacterized. The record is from RefSeq and is a predicted model, not a curated record. The coding region runs from base 1 to 1230 and encodes 409 amino acids. NCBI's taxonomy places the organism in Eukaryota, Fungi, Ascomycota, Sordariomycetes, Sordariales, Chaetomiaceae. The transcript is spliced from 3 exons.
AUGCCGCAGCCAUAUGAGUCGUCCCGCCGCCGCGGGGGUUGGGGCCCCUGGGUUCCGCUCGUCUUGACAGUGACGGCUGCGACGGUCGGCGUGGCCGCCUGGCUCUGGAGCCAGCAGAAGGAAGACGAGGAAGACGUCCGCGACCUCGACUAUAACACCGACAGCAGCAGCGAUAUCUCCCGCUACGGUGAAAGCAGCCGCGAGCUGUCAGACAUCAAGGAGCCGCUAGCCGACGAUGAGGAAGAACGCCUCCUGUCCCAGCAGUCGCAGGGCUCGCCUACCACGACCUGGGCUGCCCUGCGCCGGACCCCGAGUCCACAGCAUUUCUUCGACAGCGCGAAGAGGACCGUCGCGGCUGGCAUGACGGCUGUUGGCAGCGCGCUGGCUUCUAUUCGUGAGGAGGAUAGACGGGACUAUGCCGACCACGAGACCUGGUCCGAAGUGGCGGAUGCGCGCAAGGAAAAGGAGCGGGUUGUUCCUACUACUCCCGCUGCUACCACGUCGCAACCGACUAAGGAAGCCAACAAGCGCCGCAAGAAGGUUGCUAUCAUUGUGUCCGCCGACACCCAGCUGGAUCACUCUGAUGUCGAUGGCUUCCUGGAGCAUGCUUCUAUCCUCUCGCACAUUCCUCGCCUUACCGACCCUUCGCAAUACAAGCUCUACAUUCUCAUCUACGCGCCGAACCUCAAGGACACGGCAUUGGAUGCUUCUGGCACCCUGAACCAUCCCCCUGCUUCCCUGAGCUCGUCCUUCUCUGCGAUCGAGCACCCGCAAGCCGGCGACGAGGCGAAGAGUCCACUCGUUGGUCCAUCCUCCCCCAACCCCGCCUUCAACGCCAUCUACUCGCAGGCCCAAUCUCUCGUCGAAAAGGAGAGCAUGAUCCUGACGUUCACGACGCCACAAGGCCACGCCUACAUCCUGCGGCACAUCCAGCCCGAGAUCAUCUACCUGCAGGAGUCGCUGGCGGGCGAGAACGGCAGCGUGGUGUCGCAGCUGCAGACGUGGCUGCGCCACGACAUUGUGCUAGUCGUCGGCGCCGACAGCGCGCACGGCGGCGGUCUCGUCGAUAGCGAGUCUGAGGUGGAGAAGACGAAGCAGAAGAAGAAGGAUGGGAAGGAGGUGGUGUGGUGGCAGCGCGAGGAACGCGUUGGUCGUGGGCGUGGUGUCAUUGUUGUCGAUGUGUCGAGGGUGCAUGAUGACUGGGUCCGUAGGGUGCUAGGCAGGGAGUAG